AUGGCUCGCCCAACACUCUUUUCCUCUCUUCUGACUAGCUUCAUAAUUAUCUUCUCCAUCAUCCCAACAACCAUCGCCGCCGCAAACGCAACAGCAACCUCCUGCAACGGCCAAUCCGCCUUCUGCGACCGCAAAUACUCCAACAUCACAUACCUCGGGGCGCACGACAGCCCCUUCGUCGGCCCUCUCCCCCAACACAACCAGAACCUCAACGCAACCGCACAACUUGAUUUCGGCAUCCGCUACCUCCAAGGGCAGACACACAAGAUCGAAACCGACGACGCCCUCCGUCUGUGCCAUACCUCCUGCUUGCUAGAAGACGCCGGGACGCUCGAGUCGUUCCUCGUCACGGUCAAGACCUGGCUGGACGGUCAUCCGAAUGAAGUGCUGACUCUGCUCCUGACAAAUGGCGACGGGGUGCCGGUGUCCAAGUUCGACGAGACGUUUACCAAGGCGGACAUUAAGAAGUAUGCGUUCGUGCCGGAGCCCUCGUCAGAGGUCCUGCCGCUCGGGUCGUGGCCGACUCUGGGAGAGCUGAUCAGUAAGGGAAAGCGGCUAGUGGUUUUUUUGGACUAUGGUGCCGACGUCGCCACUGUCCCUUACAUCCUCGAUGAAUUUGCCUAUUACUUCGAAACCCCGUUUGGCGUGACCGACCGCAAGUUUCCAAAUUGCAGUAUCGAUCGGCCACCAAAUGCGAAUGCAGACGGGCGCAUGUACAUCGUUAACCAUUUUCUAGACGUUGAUAUUCUAGGAGUCUUGAUCCCCGACCGUCUUCGAGCCCCGAGGACGAACGCUGUCUCUGGGGAAGGGAGUAUCGGAGCGCAGGCCGAUCUCUGCAGCUCGAAACAUGGCCGACUGGCCAAUGUAGUCCUGGUGGACUUUGUCGAUCAAGGCCAGGUGAUAGCGGCCCAGAAGAAGUUUAACAGGGUUUAA
Messenger RNA from Aspergillus affinis, 933 nucleotides. RefSeq lists its product as uncharacterized. Gene Ontology annotation, biological process: lipid metabolic process. The transcript is spliced from 2 exons. The record is from RefSeq and is a predicted model, not a curated record. Lineage: Eukaryota; Fungi; Ascomycota; Eurotiomycetes; Eurotiales; Aspergillaceae. The coding region runs from base 1 to 933 and encodes 310 amino acids. Gene Ontology annotation, molecular function: phosphoric diester hydrolase activity.